UCGACGGAACCUCAACGACGCCGUCGCCGCCCUCUUCGUCCGCAGCACUGCCCUAGGCUCUCCCCUUCUAAGGUUAGACGAACAUGGCGAACUACACGCCGAGGAACAUCCUCAUCACCGGGGCUGCCGGCUUCAUCGCCUCCCACGUCGCCAACCGCCUGGUCCGGAACUAUCCGCACUACAAGGUGGUGGUCCUCGACAAGCUCGACUACUGCUCCAGCCUCAACAACCUCAACCCUUCCCGUGCCUCCCCCAACUUCAAGUUCGUUAAGGGCGACAUCGCCAGCGCCGACCUUGUCCAGUUCCUCCUCGUCACCGAGUCCAUCGACACCAUCAUGCACUUCGCCGCUCAGACCCACGUCGAUAACUCCUUCGGAAACUCCUUCGAGUUCACCAAGAACAACAUCUACGGCACCCACGUCCUGCUCGAAGCCUGCAAGGUUACCGGUCUGGUCCGCCGCUUCAUCCACGUCAGCACGGACGAGGUCUACGGAGAGACCGACGAGGACGCGGUGGUCGGAAACCACGAAGCAUCGCAGCUGCUGCCCACGAACCCCUACUCCGCCACCAAAGCCGGCGCGGAGAUGCUCGUGAUGGCCUACGGACGCUCCUACGGCCUCCCCGUCAUCACCACCCGCGGCAACAACGUCUACGGGCCCAACCAGUUCCCGGAGAAGCUGAUCCCCAAAUUCAUUCUCCUCGCCAUGAGGGGUCAACCACUCCCCAUCCACGGUGACGGGUCCAAUGUGAGGAGCUACCUCUACUGCGAGGACGUCGCUGAGGCCUUCGAAGUAGUCCUCCACCGAGGCGAGAUCGGUCAUAUCUAUAACAUCGGCACCAAGAAGGAGCGCAGGGUGGUCGAUGUGGCCAGGGACAUCUGCGGUCUCUUCAAUAUGAAUCCUGAUACCCUCAUUAAGUUCGUGGACAACCGGCCCUUUAACGACCAGAGGUACUUCCUUGACGACCAGAAGCUGAAGAACUUGGGCUGGUGCGAACGGACCACAUGGGAGGACGGGCUACGGAAGACAAUGGAGUGGUACACCAGCAACCCCCAAUGGUGGGGUGAUGUCUCCGGCGCAUUGGUGCCGCAUCCCCGGAUGCUGAUGAUUCCCGGAAUCAUCGGGCAAGAAGCCGCCAAGGACAAGAAUUUGCAAACCAGCAUCAAUUUUAAUCAAACAGGAAUGAUUGUCCCUGCUCCCAAGAACACUAAACCAUCCCUCAAGUUUUUGAUAUAUGGUCGGACAGGGUGGAUCGGUGGCCUGCUCGGGAAGAUUUGUGAGAAGAAGGGCAUACCUUUCGAGUACGGAAAGGGGCGUCUUCAAGAGCGCUCGCAGAUCGAAUUCGACAUCCAGUCGGUGAAGCCAACACACGUUCUUAAUGCUGCAGGCGUGACUGGCAGGCCCAAUGUCGACUGGUGUGAGUCUCACAAGACGGAGACAAUCCGCACCAAUGUGGUGGGCACUCUUACUCUUGCAGAUGUCUGUAGGGAGCAUGGGUUGUUGUUGCUGAAUUAUGCUACUGGAUGUAUCUUUGAGUAUGAUGGUGCACAUCCAGAAGGGUCAGGCAUUGGCUUUAAGGAGGAAGACAUGCCAAAUUUUACUGGUUCAUUCUACUCGAAGACUAAAGCUAUGGUUGAAGAACUUCUCAAGGAGUAUGACAAUGUGUGCACGCUGAGGGUUCGAAUGCCGAUCUCAUCAGACCUCAAAAACCCUCGGAACUUCAUCACCAAGAUCGCCCGUUACAACAAAGUGGUGAACAUUCCCAACAGCAUGACCAUCUUGGAUGAGCUUUUGCCAAUUUCUAUUGAGAUGGCCAAAAGGAACUGUCGUGGAAUCUGGAACUUUACAAAUCCUGGUGUGGUCAGUCACAAUGAAAUUCUGGAGAUGUACAAGAAGUACAUUGACCCCAGCUUUGAGUGGGUUAACUUUACCCUGGAAGAGCAGGCCAAGGUGAUUGUGGCACCCCGGAGCAACAACGAGAUGGAUGCUUCAAAGCUGAAGAAAGAGUUUCCCGAGCUACUCUCUGUGAAGGAAUCACUCAUCAAGUAUGUCUUUGAGCCAAAUAGCAAGGUCCCUGUUGGUGGAGAAGCCAACUGAAACUUAUUUUCCAGUGGCAUAUCAUCGAAUUCAAAUGCCGAUCCUUUUCUUGGUUUAUACGCUGUCAGGCAAUCUUUUGUGAUCAUAAUAAGUAUUGUAAUUUUCAUAUUUUGGCCGGUUGAAUUCCGAACAUGUUUGUUAGUCUGAUCAGGACAAUUGAAUAUUCUCCAAUAGUUGAAGACUGCUA
This is a messenger RNA of Zingiber officinale, 2283 nucleotides long. RefSeq names its product trifunctional UDP-glucose 4,6-dehydratase/UDP-4-keto-6-deoxy-D-glucose 3,5-epimerase/UDP-4-keto-L-rhamnose-reductase RHM1-like. Gene Ontology annotation, biological process: nucleotide-sugar metabolic process. Lineage: Eukaryota; Viridiplantae; Streptophyta; Magnoliopsida; Zingiberales; Zingiberaceae. The record is from RefSeq and is a predicted model, not a curated record. The transcript is spliced from 3 exons. The coding region runs from base 84 to 2096 and encodes 670 amino acids. Gene Ontology annotation, molecular function: dTDP-glucose 4,6-dehydratase activity.